Grammomys surdaster is the source of this 1068-nucleotide messenger RNA. RefSeq names its product permeability factor 2-like. Gene Ontology annotation, molecular function: chemokine activity; CXCR chemokine receptor binding. The record is from RefSeq and is a predicted model, not a curated record. Gene Ontology annotation, biological process: cellular response to lipopolysaccharide; neutrophil chemotaxis; chemokine-mediated signaling pathway. The transcript has 3 exons. The coding region runs from base 5 to 385 and encodes 126 amino acids. NCBI's taxonomy places the organism in Eukaryota, Metazoa, Chordata, Mammalia, Rodentia, Muridae. Gene Ontology annotation, cellular component: extracellular region.
GGCAAUGGUUCAUCCUCACAUUGACUCUCCUGGAUCUGUCUUCUCCACUAUGGCCUUCAGACUCAGACCUACAUCCUCCUGCACCAGGGCCAGCCCACUUCAAAACCUACAGGUCUUGCUGCUCCUGCUUCUUGUUGCGCUGGCUCCCCUUACAGUUGGAAAACCUAAUGACAUGGACCCAUAUCUUGAACUGCGCUGCAGAUGUACAAAUACAGUCUCUGGAAUCCCACUCAAUUCUAUCUCCCUUGUGAAUGUGUUCAGGCCAGGAGUUCACUGUGCCAACGUGGAAGUGAUAGCCACACUGAAGAAUGGAGAAAAAAGGUGCCUGGACCCAACUGCCCCUGUCAUCCAGAAAAUCGUCAUGAAAAUACUGAAUGGUUAUUGACCAGCUGCUUUGUCUGUUCCAAACCAUUUUACUGUGCAGGAGCAGUUGAGGGUUUGAAAUCUGGGCUUUGUAGAGUUAUUUUCCCCUUUGAAAUUGGGAUAGUCUCUCAUUCAGUCUCAGAAGCCACAUUGUAUUCUGGGAAGGCAUAUUAAAGAAUGUCACAAAAAACAAACAAACAAUGAUGAAAAUGAGCAAGCCAAGUUGUAACCUGCAAUUGAUGGUAUAUUUCUGCAAUUCUUGGCCAAACACUGUGCCGUUUUCUGCAUUUCUUUAUUUGAGCUUUUUUUUUUCCAAAUGUAAUAUGUCAAGUUUUUGUUCUGUAUAUUUAAAAAUUAUUUCUUUUAGUCUUGAGAUUAUAAUUACAUCACUCCCCCCUUCUUUUUCUCCCUUCAAACGCUUCCAUGUACCCUUCAUGCUCUCUUUCAGAUCCAUGGCUGCUUUUUUUCAUUAAGCAUUGUUAUAUACAUAUAUAUUGACAAAUGUUGAAGUGGACAAUUUUAAUGGAAAUUACCUGGAGCCAAGCAGGGCACUUUUACUCUUGUCAUGACCAUGAUACUUCGUUAUAAGAGUUUUUCCAGUGUCUUAUCCCUAGAAUUCCUGGUUCCCAAGCAACCUCUGCAAUGUUGUACAACAUGUGUUUUAACCUUCAAAUCGAACACAAUAAAAGCAUAGAAAGUAAAUUA